UUUGGGAUUAGUUUGAAGAGGAUAUUUCUCUCUCAUUUGAGUUGUUGUUUGAGAGAAACCCUAAUUAUACUGCUUUGUGAAGAGGCCCUAACGGAUUUUUUGGUUUGUGAAGAGGCCCUGAUUUUUAGAGAGAGAAAAGGAAUAGGGUUUUUCAUUUCCUUGGGGAAACAGGAAGCAGAGCUGAAGGAUUAGGUUUGGGGGAUUGCUUGCUCCUCAAGGAGCAAGGAUGAUUUACCCUAUGAAGAAGAUUUCCCUUAGAAAUCCGCAUUUCUAAGGUUUUGGUUUUGUUUUCGGUUUCUCCAUUAAAGUACUUCUAACAUGGAUCUACUCUACCCUAGCAAGGAUGAUUUACCCUAUGAAGAAGAGAUCCUUAGAAAUCCUCUGAGCCUGAAGCAUUGGUGGCGCUAUCUCAUUGCUCUGAAAGAUGCCCCAUUCAAGAAACGAGCUGUGAUUUACGAAAGGGCACUGAAAGCGCUACCUGGAAGUUACAAACUAUGGCAUGCUUACCUUAGAGAGAGGUUGGAACUGGUAAGGGGCCUCCCUGUUGUUCAUUCGCAAUACGAAACCCUGAACAACACGUUCGAGAGAGCUCUGGUCACUAUGCACAAGAUGCCUAGGAUAUGGAUUUUGUAUCUUCAGAUCCUCACUGAUCAGAAGUUCUUAACAAGGACUCGAAGAACCUUCGAUCGAGCUCUUUGUGCAUUGCCUGUUACCCAGCAUGAUAGAAUUUGGGAGCCCUAUUUGGUUUUCGUGAGCCAAAAGGGGGUCCCUGUAGAGACCUCUCUUAGGGUUUAUAGGCGAUACUUGAAAUUUGACCCGACCCACAUUGAGGAUUUCAUCGAAUUCCUUCAGAAUUCUGAGCUUUGGCAAGAAGCAGCCGAGAGAUUAGCCGAGGUGCUGAACGACGAUAAAUUCUAUUCUAUCAAAGGGAAAUCAAGGCAUAAGCUAUGGCUCGAGCUAUGUGACCUGCUCACCAGGCAUGCUGAAGAGGUUUCAGGUCUUAAGGUUGAUGCCAUUAUAAGAGGGGGGAUCAGGAAAUACACUGAUGAAGUUGGGCGGCUUUGGACUUCGCUUGCUGAUUAUUACAUAAGGAGGGGAUUGUAUGAGAAGGCAAGAGACAUUUAUGAAGAGGGGAUGACCACUGUCGUGACUGUGAGGGAUUUUGGGAUGAUCUUCGAUUCUUAUACCCAAUUUGAAGAGAGCAUGGUGGCUGCCAGAAUGGAAAGCUUGAACUUGGAUGAUGAUGAAAAUGAGGGGGGUAAUGAUCGGAAAAAAGAUGAAAAUGAAGGUAGUGAAAAAAGUGGGGUAGGCUCAAAACAAGAAGAUGACAAUGGCCAAGACCCUAGAUUAUUGGUUGAUGGGCUUAGUAGGAAGAACUUUGAUGGCUUCUGGCUUAAUGAUGAAAAUGAUAUCGACCUCCGAUUGGCGAGGCUAGAGAACCUCAUGGAUAGAAGGCCUGAGCUUGUUAGCAGUGUUUUACUGCGACAAAAUCCUCAUAAUGUGCCUGAAUGGCAUAACAGAGCAAAGCUCUUCAAAGACAACCCCACUAGACAAAUACUUACAUUCACCGAGGCAGUGAGGACAGUGGAUCCUAUGAAAGCAGUGGGGAAACCUCACACUUUGUGGGUUUCCUUUGCUCGUCUUUAUGAGAAACACAAUGACCUUGCGAAUGCACGGGUGAUAUUUGAGAAGGCUGUUCAGGUCAGCUACAAAGCUCUGGAUGAUUUGGCUAGUGUUUGGUGUGAGUGGGCAGAGAUGGAGUUGAGGCACAAGAAUUUUAGAGGGGCAUUGGAGCUCAUGAGACGGGCAACAGCAAAGCCAUCAGUUGAGAUCAAACGUAGAGUUGCUGCUGAUGGAAAUGAGCCAGUGCAGAUGAAGCUUCACAAAUCAUUGAAGCUCUGGGCCUUUUAUGUUGAUUUGGAAGAGAGCCUCGGAAAUUUGGAAUCAACUAGAGCCGUGUACGAGCGUAUACUUGAUCUGAAAAUAGCUACUCCCCAAAUUAUAAUGAACUAUGCAUUGCUUCUAGAGGAGAAUAAAUACUUUGAAGAUGCAUUUAAGGUUUAUGAAAGAGGAGUUAAGAUUUUUAAAUAUCCACAUGUCAAGGAUAUCUGGGUCACAUAUCUUUCGAAGUUCGUGAAAAGAUAUGGGAAGGCAAAAUUAGAACGUGCAAGAGAGUUAUUUGAGCAAGCAGUUGAGCAGGCACCUGUAGAGCACGUGAAGCCCAUAUAUCUACAAUAUGCAAAACUGGAAGAGGACCAUGGGCUUGCAAAGCGUGCAAUGAAAGUUUAUGAUCAAGCUGCUAAGGCUGUCCCAGACAACGAAAAAAUGAACAUAUAUGAGAUUUACAUAGCACGUGCUGUUGAAAUUUUUGGUGUUCCAAGAACGAGAGAGAUAUAUGAGCAAGCUAUUGAGAGUGGUCUUCCAGACAAAGAUGUGAAAACCAUGUGCAUGAAGUAUGCUGAUCUCGAGAAAAAUUUGGGAGAGAUCGAUCGUGCUCGAGGCAUUUACAUAUUCGCAUCACAAUUUGCUGAUCCUCGCUCUGAUGUCGCCUUCUGGAAUAAAUGGCAUGAGUUUGAGGUGCAACAUGGCAAUGAAGACACCUUCAGAGAAAUGCUUCGUAUCAAACGCAGUGUCUCAGCAAGCUACAGCCAGACGCAUUUUAUCCUCCCCGAGUAUUUGAUGCAAAAGGAUCAGAAGCUCGUUCUCGAGGAAACAGUAGACACACUAAAGCGAGCAGGUGUUCCUGAGGAUGAAAUGGCUGUCUUAGAGAGACAAUUAGCCCCACCAGCCAGUGGAACGACUACAAAGGAUGGAAUGAGAGCAGUGGGUUUUGUUAGUGCUGGAGUGGAAUCACAACCAGGGGUUACCCAAACUGCUGAUGGUGGAAGAAAGGUAACUGCGAAUCCUGAGGAUAUCGAGUUACAAGAUGAGAGCGAUACAGAGGAAGACAAUGACAAAGUUGAAGUGGCCCAAAAAGAUGUCCCUGCUGCUGUUUUUGGUGAGCUUGCGAAAAAGAUGGAAAAAGGGAGAGAUUCUGAAUCCAAAGAUAGUGAGGGUAAUGGGCCUUUGGGUGCUCUUGAGAGAAUAAAGAGACAAAGAAGACAAUAGUCUGUAGUGAUGCUGUAAACCAGGGACAUGAAAACUAACUUGGAAUGCCAUAUUUUAGGAUCGGUGAGAUGCUUCCCCAAAGCUGAGAGGUCAGUUAUGUACAGAUUGAGUAAUAUCUCUUUUGAUACAUAUUAUAAAAAACAAGCAAAAAUUUUGGUGACCUUGCAAAAAAGAUGGAAAAAGGGAGAGAUUCUGAAUCCAAAGAUAGUGAGGGUAGUGGGCCUUUGGGUGCUCUUGAGAGAAUAAAGAGACAAAGAAGACAAUAGUCUGUAGUGAUGCUGUAAACCAGGGAAAUGAAAACUAACUUGGAAUGCCAUAUUUCAGGAUCGGUGAGAUACUUCCCCAAAGCUGAGAGGUCAGUUAUGUACAGAUAGGGUAAUAUCUCUUUUGAUACAUAUUAUAAAAAAACAAACAAAAAUUUUCUGAUGCACUAUGCAUUCUUUUUCUUAUGUUCUAUUAUUGUAACAUGUGAAAAAUAACUUACGGGAGUAUUAAUGUGGAUCAUACUUUUUGUUAUUCUUGGCAUCAUUUUUAUAGGAUAUCAUUCAGCACAUUGAGUAAUGGUCAGCUGCUUUUCGCAUUC
This is a messenger RNA of Amborella trichopoda, 3691 nucleotides long. RefSeq lists its product as uncharacterized. Gene Ontology annotation, cellular component: post-mRNA release spliceosomal complex; Prp19 complex; U2-type catalytic step 2 spliceosome. The record is from RefSeq and is a predicted model, not a curated record. Lineage: Eukaryota; Viridiplantae; Streptophyta; Magnoliopsida; Amborellales; Amborellaceae. Gene Ontology annotation, molecular function: protein binding. Gene Ontology annotation, biological process: generation of catalytic spliceosome for first transesterification step; mRNA splicing, via spliceosome.